Otolemur garnettii (small-eared galago) is the source of this 2735-nucleotide messenger RNA. It is a transcript of the gene AP5Z1, whose product is annotated as adaptor related protein complex 5 zeta 1 subunit. The record is from RefSeq and is a predicted model, not a curated record. Gene Ontology annotation, cellular component: AP-5 adaptor complex. The transcript is spliced from 17 exons. Lineage: Eukaryota; Metazoa; Chordata; Mammalia; Primates; Galagidae. Bases 13 to 2433 code for a protein of 806 amino acids.
GGUAGCAGCGAGAUGUUCACGGCAGGAGCAGAGAGUCUGCUCCGGCAGGCCAGGGAGGUCCAGGAUGAGGAACUGAGGAAGUUCUGUUCCCGGAUCAGUGCACUGCUGCAAGAGGAAGAUUUGGGGCCUGACGCUCUUGACUCUCUGCGGAGGCUCUUCCUCAUUGUCUCAGCCACCAAGUACAACCGGAGGCUGGAGAAGACAUGUGUGGACCUGCUGCAGUCCACCCUCUGCCUGCCUGUGUGCUCCGAGCCGCUCCAGGUUCUCUGUGCUGCCAUCCUGAGAGAGAUGUCACCCUCCGACAGCCUGAGCAUGUCCUGUGACUGCACCCAGAACACCUGGCAGCUGAGCCUGGUGGCCUCCGUGCUCUUGGCCCAGGGCAACAGGAGAGACGAGGUCAGAACCGUGGCCCAGCACAUCCUGAGAGCCCUGGAGAGCCGGCAGCCUGAGGGGCCCAGCCUCAGGCACCUUCUCCCCAUCGUGUCAAAGGUUGUGGGCCUCAGCCCUGGCAUCCUCCAGGAGGACCAUACCACCCUGCUCAGCAAGAGACUCAUUGAUUGGCUUCGAUACGCCAGCAUCCAGCAAGGGCUCCCACACUCUAGUGGCUUCUUCUCUGCAUCCAGGGCCCGGCAGCCAGGCCCCAUCACUGAGGUGGAUGGGGCAGUGGCCACAGACUUCUUCACGGUGCUGUCCAUGGGCCACCACUUCACGGAGGACCAGUGGCUGAAUAUGCAGGCUUUCUCAAUGCUACGGGCCUGGCUACUGCAUGGAAGCCCUGAGGGCCUGGGUGCCCCAGACACAGAUGACAAGUCGGAGCUAGAGGGCUCUACCCUAUCAGUGAUUUCUGCCACUUCUGCCACCAGCCGCCUGCUGCCCCCCCGGGAGCGGCUGAGGGAGGUGGCCUUCGAGUACUGCCAGCGCCUCAUUGAGCAGAGCACCCGACGAGCCCUGAGGAAGGGGGACUCAGAACUGCAGAAGGCCUGCCUGGUGGAGGCCGUGCUGGUCCUGGAUGUGCUGUGUCGGCAGGACCCCUCCUUCCUAUACCGUACCAUUUCCUGCCUGAAGGCCCUACACGGACGGCUGAGUGGGGACCCGGCCUCCGUGCGGGUGCUGCUGCCACUGGCCCACUUUUUCCUGACACAUGGAGAGGCAGCUGCAGUGGACUCAGAAGCCAUCUACCAGCACCUGUUCACCAGGGUCCCGGCCGAGCUCUUCCACAGCCCCUUGCUGGCCUUCGAGUUCAUCCAGUUCUGCAGGGACAACCUGCACCUGUUUGGCGGGAACCUCAGCAUCCUCAAACUGACUUUCCCUAACCUCUUUAAGUUCCUGGCCUGGAACAGCCCACCCCUCACCUCAGAGUUUGUGGAGCUUCUGCCAGCUCUGGUCGACUCUGGCACGGCUCUGGAGAUGCUACACUCGCUGCUGGACCUGCCCUGCCUGACAGCAGCCCUGGACCUACAGCUCAGGUUGUGGCCAGCUGCAUCUGAGAGGCCACUCUGGGAUACGUCUCUCAGGAUCCCCAGCUGCCUGGAAGCCUUCCGGGACCCACAGUUCCAGGGGCUUUUCCAGCACCUGCUGCGCCCUAAAGCCAGCGGCACCAUAGAGAGGUUGGCGCCACUUUACCAGUUGCUGCAGCCCAUGGCCAGCUGUGCCCGGGUGGCCCAGUGCGCUGAGGCUGUGCCCACCCUGCUUCAUAUGUUCUUUUCAGCAGUGACCCAGGUCACUAGUGGGUCCCUGACCAACCAGCUGGCACUCCUACUCCUAGAGAGAAGCGACUCACUUUACCAAGUCCCGCAGUACGAAGCCUGCGUGCACAGGGUACUGAGCUCCCAGUUCCUAGUCCUGUGCAAGCUGAGGCCCUCCCUGGUGGUGGAGCUAGCCAGAGACCUCCUGGAGUUCCUGGGCAGUGUGAGCAGCAUCCAUAGCAGAGCAAGCAUGGUCACCAGCGUGGUGUGGGCUGUUGGUGAGUACCUAUCAGUGACCUGUGACCGGAGGUGCACUGUGGAGCAGAUCAACAAGUUCUUCGAAGCCCUGGAGGCCCUGCUGUUUGAGGUCACCCAGUCCCGUCCUACCACCCUGCCCAGAUGUCCACCACAGGUUGUCACCGUGCUUAUGACCACACUUACUAAACUGGCCUCCCGGAGCCAAGACCUAAUUCCCAGGGUCUCUCUGUUGCUGUCAAAGAUGAGGACCCUGGCCCAGAGCCCAGCUUCCAGCUGCUCACAAGAUGAAGAGGGAGCAGAAGCCAUCCGUACCCGGGCCACGGAGCUGCUGAACCUGCUAAAGAUGCCCAGCGUGGCCCAGUUUGUGUUCACACCAAGCAUGGAGGUGUGUAGUCCCCGUUACCACCGUGAUGUCAACACAGCCCUGCCCCUGGCCCUACGCAUGGUCACUCGGCUGAUGGAGAAGGAGGCUGGCCUCCUGCCAGGGUGAAGGGACAGUGACCAGGUAGACGCUGACUGUACAUUAAGAGCCUGGGGCACCAGCAAGGUAUUGGGGACAAGCUGCUGGCUUCAGUGUUGAGAGGAAUUCAGCAAGUCCUGGGCAAGGUGGGCUUAGUGCCCUCAGAUUUGUGGCAGACUCAUCCCUUUCUCAGCUCCUGGAGCUGGUCCCUAAGCCCUGGGCUCUGGUGGCCAAGUUGGGCUAUAGCUCUUCCUUAGCUGGAUGGAGCUGGUUUGUCCUGUUGUCCUUGUUUCUGGACAGUAUUUUUACACAAUAAAAAUAAAUCUCUCUUA